CUUGUAGACCAGGCCAGCUUGCCUCUGCCUCCUGCCACCGCCCGGCUCAGCCAGUUGUCUUUUAAGGAAUUGGUGCCUGCUCUCUAGGCAGCCCCUCAAACACCACCAGGCAACUAGCUGGACUGAGUGAGUAAGCUACCGCCCCGGAAAUGACGCGCUGCCCCGCUGGCACUGGCGGUGCGGAAGUAGCGAUGGCGGAGCUUUACGUGAAGCCGGGCAACAAGGAACGCGGCUGGAACGACCCUCCACAGUUCUCUUAUGGGCUGCAGACUCAGACUGGUGGACCCAAACGCACGUCCCUUACUAAGAGGGUCGCGGCCCCGCAGGAUGGAUCCCCUAGAGCCCCAACUUCAGAAACUUCUGGACCACCUCCAGUGGGUCAUCCACCUCCUUCAAGUAAGGCUUCCAGGCCUCCACCUAUGGGAACUUGUCCUGCUACUGGUGUGGAGCUCCAAACUUCCCCAGUCACGGAGUCUGAGGUUCCGAUGGAAGAUGUACUGAGACCUCUGGAACAGGCGUUGGAGGACUGCCGUGGCCACACAAAGAAACAGGUGCAUGACGAUAUCGGCCGACGCUUGGCACUGCUUCAGGAACAGUGGGCUGGAGGGAAGUUGUCAAUACCUGUAAAGAAGAGGAUGGUACUACUAGUGCAAGAACUUUUACACCACCAGUGGGAUGCAGCAGAUGACAUUCACCGCUCACUCAUGGUUGACCAUGUGACUGAGGUCAGUCAGUGGAUGGUGGGAGUUAAAAGGUUAAUUGCAGAAAAGAGGAGUGUGUCUUCAGAGGAGGCCAAAGAAGAGACACCUACAAUGGCACCUGAGAACCAGACAGUACCAGGCUUCCAACAGUCUUCAUAAUCCUGGGGCCUCCCCAGACUCACUCAAAUGAUCUAUGCCUCGGUGUGGAAGGCCUCUUCUCGCUUGGGUCCCAUUACCACCAGGGAGACAAUCGUGUUGGGCCUGACCAAAGAUCCUACCUGGGCCACUUGCAAGAUAACUUGUUACUCAUAAUAUGUAUAUUUCAAUAAAAAUCUCAAUGGUGGGAAGUGGGUAGGAAAGGUGA
Microtus ochrogaster (prairie vole) is the source of this 1065-nucleotide messenger RNA. It is a transcript of the gene Sra1, whose product is annotated as steroid receptor RNA activator 1. Gene Ontology annotation, cellular component: nucleus. The record is from RefSeq and is a predicted model, not a curated record. Gene Ontology annotation, biological process: regulation of transcription by RNA polymerase II. NCBI's taxonomy places the organism in Eukaryota, Metazoa, Chordata, Mammalia, Rodentia, Cricetidae.